UUGUAGGGUUCCAAGCAUCAGCCUUUCUUUUCUCUGUCUACAAUCACUCUCCUGAGCCUCUCAUCACCAUUUCUCUCUCAAGAUUGCUUUUUUAGCCUCUGUUUUUGUUGUGGGAUUUGGCUUGUUACUCUUUUGCAGUAGUGGGUUCUUCAAACUCUUGCUUCUUCUGGGCACCUUUUUGCAUUUUGAUCCAAAUUCUUGAAAUUUUAGGCUGUUUACCACCUGGGUUUUUGUGGGUUGGCCUUUAGAUUUUCGUUUGCAAGUUCGGAUUUUGUUGGGGUACAUUGAUAAAGAAGCAAUCUUUUUUUGAAAAUUUCCAGCUGAAAUUUUUUGAAAUUUGUGGUGAUCACUUCUGGAUUUUGAUUAAGUUAUUUUCGGUGUGUUUUCCAUCUGGAUUUUGGUGGGUUGGCCUUAGUUUCUGGUAAAAAAGCAAUCUUAGAGAAUUUCUCCCCUAGAAUUUGUUGCUGAAAAUCAGGGCCAUUUUCAGGAUUUUCUUGAAAUUGGCAAUUAGUUUUGAGUGUUUGAUGUGAGGUAAGAAAUGCCAGCAACAGAUUACCAAGGGGCAGCGUCUUCUUUUGCAAAUUUUGGGCGUUCAAUUUUGAGUAUUCGCAGGGAUCAGGUCCAUUCAAUGGAUUCCUCUCAUGAGGCCACAAGCCAAGAACUUGAGCUUGAGGCCUUCCAGAAGCUAGUGGCUGAAAGGUUCAAUGAUCUACUGGCUGCAGAUUCCAGUGAGCUGCUCUCUAUUCCAUGGAUUCGUAAGCUUUUAGAUGUUUUUCUGUCUUGCCAAGAUGAUUUCAGAGUUAUACUUUUUAAUAAUAGGGCUUACUUUAAUAGAGCCCCAAUGGAUCGUCACAUUUCUGAGUUUUUUGAGAGGAGUGUUAAGGCUUUGGAUGUUUGUAAUGCUAUUCGUGAUGGUAUUGAGCAUAUAAGAUCAUGGCAGAAGCAAUUGGAAAUUGUUUUAUGUGCUUUGGAUAAUCAUAAGAGCUUCGGGGAAGGCCAUUUCCGACGUGCAAAAAAGGCUUUGAUUGAUUUGGCUAUUGGUAUGCUGGAUGAGAAAGAGAGUAAUACUACUCUUGGUCAUAGAAAUAGGUCUUUUGGGCGCCAAAAUGCUCAGAAAGAUCAGAGGUCAUUAGGCCAUUUUCGAUCAUUAUCAUGGAGCGUUUCGCGGACUUGGUCAGCAGCUAAGCAGCUACAAGCAAUUGGGAACAAUUUGGUUGCUCCAAGAGCUAAUGAAGUCAUGGCCACCAACGGAUUGGUGGUGGCUGUUUUCACCAUGAGCUAUGUGCUAUUGUUUGUAAUGUGGGCUCUUGUUGCUGCCAUUCCUUGCCAGGACCGAGGCCUCGGGACACAUUUCUCUGUCACCAGGCAGUUUAUUUGGGCUGUGCCUAUACUGACCCUUCACGAGAGGAUUGUGGAGGAGUCCAGGAAAAGGGACCGCCGAAAUGCUUGUGGGUUGUUGAAGGAGAUUCAUGAGAUUGAGAAAUGCGCGAGGCAUAUGAAUGAGUUGACUGAUUCUGUUCAGUUCCCUUUGACGGAUGAAAACGAGGCAGAAGUGAGGCAGCGAGUACAGAAGCUAGGACUUGUUUAUGAAGCAGUAAAGGAUGGACUGGACCCGCUGGAGCGCCAGGUUAGAGAAGUAUUCCACAGGAUUGUUCGCAGCAGAACCGAGGGUCUAGACACCAUGGGUCGUGCUAAUACUAAUUAGUCAUGGUUGAUAGAUUUAUGUCUAAAGUUGCUUCUGGCAACAAAUGUAGAGCUUGCAAAUAUGUUAUGCAGUUUUGUUUUCCAUAGAUGAGAAUGAGAAUGAGAAUGAAAUGAGGCAAUAGGCCAAGAAUAAUAAGGAUCAUAGAGGUAAAGCUUUGUAUUUAUCACAAUAUAUUAUAUGUAAAGAAAAUUAGGUGAGAUUACUGGGCGUCAUUGAUGUUGUGCUGCAUCUUGUGUUGGCUUUCUACAAUCAAAUUUCCAACUAGAUUUGCUUCAGGCUUCUGUUAUUCUCAUAAAGUCUAAUAGCGUGCAGAAGCUUCAUCUCUGGUCAACAGUUACAAUGGAUUUGGUCAAUAUUUGGGGAUUUCUUGAUUGGAUUUCUGACUUCCAAUCCAUUUGUGAAUUUCCACUGUCAAUUGUCCUCUUUGUCGUGCCAUUAAAAUAACUGCUUUGACUUGCUCAAAGUCACCAAUGUUUUUAUUCUUUCUUGCCCUUUCAGCUCUCAAACAGAAACCUCCCUCCUGGACACUUGAUUGCCUUGUUGGAUUUGAAGCACAAUGAUCAUCUA
Coffea eugenioides is the source of this 2272-nucleotide messenger RNA. RefSeq lists its product as uncharacterized. The transcript has 2 exons. NCBI's taxonomy places the organism in Eukaryota, Viridiplantae, Streptophyta, Magnoliopsida, Gentianales, Rubiaceae. The record is from RefSeq and is a predicted model, not a curated record. The coding region runs from base 539 to 1705 and encodes 388 amino acids.